Megalops cyprinoides (Indo-Pacific tarpon) is the source of this 1491-nucleotide messenger RNA. RefSeq names its product nephrocan-like. The record is from RefSeq and is a predicted model, not a curated record. The coding region runs from base 1 to 1491 and encodes 496 amino acids. The transcript has 3 exons. Gene Ontology annotation, molecular function: protein binding. Lineage: Eukaryota; Metazoa; Chordata; Actinopteri; Elopiformes; Megalopidae.
AUGCAUGCUUAUGGUGGCAUUUGCAGCAAUGCAUGUCCAAAGAAAUGUGUCUGUGAACAUGCAAAAUCUGUGCAGUGUUUCAGGGUACAAGGUGUUCCCUCAGGUAUUGCAAGAGAUGUGAGGAGACUAAACCUGGGAUAUAAUCACAUCAAGGAUCUAAAGAGCAGGGAUUUCUCCGGCCUGGCUAGUCUUGAGGAAGUGAUUUUACCUUCCUGUGGACUGGAGAUGGUGGAGGCCGGUGCGUUCAGGGCUCAGGGGAACCUGAAAAUUCUGGAGCUUCAGAAAAACAAGCUGAGGCACUUCCCACGCGGUCUGCCCCACAGUCUGGAGACGCUCAAACUGGCCAACAACAGGAUCCAAAGCCUCCAGGAGCCUGCUUUUGAGGGCCUGCGGAGACUGCGUGUGCUGGACCUUCAGAACAACCUGAUAACCAACCUGCGGGCCAGCACACUCUCCCCGCUCGUAAAACUGGAAUGCCUUUAUCUGGAUGGCAAUAACAUUGAGACUGUCCAGGGCUCCCUCAGGCUAACUCGGCUGAACCUGCUCAGCAUGGGGAACAACAGGAUUCCUUCUCUGUCGUCAGCAUUCUUCACACUGCUACAGUCUCUUGCAACGUUGCGUUUACCAGGGAAUGUCCUGGUAAGAGUCCCGCACGACCUCCCCCAAGCGCUGUCCUCCUUGAACCUGGACAGGAACCAAAUACGGGCCCUGAGGAGUCGGGAGCUGGGUCACCUGCGUCAUCUUGUGGCUCUCUCCGUGUCCCAUAAUAAGCUGGUGUCUGUGGAUGGAUCCCUGCGUCUGCCCAACCUGACAGUGCUGGAGGUAUCAGGGAACCACCUCCGUACCCUGCCCAGCAGGCUGACCUCAAGGCUGGAGAGACUGGACUGCGGGCAGAACUCCAUCCAGGAGGUCACCUUCCAGCAGCUGUCUGGAAUGAGACAACUGAGACACCUGUUUCUAGAGAACAACACCAUCCAUCACUUUGAGGCCAACGCACUGAGGAACUGCAUGCACCUAACCAACCUGGCUCUGGAACAGAACCUCCUCGCUGCAAUUCCAGAGGGUCUCCCUGAAACACUGGUGCGGCUAGACCUGAAGGGGAACCGUAUUGAGACUAUACAGGAACGGGAGCUGAUGACUCUCAAGCGUCUCCAGGUGUUGAAUCUGCGCAACAACAAGCUUUCCUCCCUGAGCCUGUCAGCACUGGAGCUGCUGCCGCGGCUGAGGAAGGUCUACCUGGACGGCAACCCCUGGAACUGCAGCUGCGAGAUAGUCCGUGUCAAGAGGAGGCUGCAGGCGAGGAAAGUAGAGAUCCGCAGCGAGCUGUGCAACGAUCCGAUUCGUGCGCCAGGAGACGACUGGCGCGCCUACCUCAGGGAGCAAGAUAAGUGCGAAGAGUAUAUCCGGGAAACGGUUCCGCAGAGUCAAGAAAAGAAUACAGCGCACAUCGAGCAUACAGAUAAUGAAGAAUACUAUGACUACGACGCCUAG